Messenger RNA from Taeniopygia guttata (zebra finch), 858 nucleotides. RefSeq names its product TOG array regulator of axonemal microtubules protein 2-like. NCBI's taxonomy places the organism in Eukaryota, Metazoa, Chordata, Aves, Passeriformes, Estrildidae. The record is from RefSeq and is a predicted model, not a curated record.
CACUGAUGAAAGAAUUCAGCCACCAAUGGAGCCAACUGAGCGGCCAAGCUCUGCUGGAUGUCGCAGAGUGUAUCGCAGAGCUCGUGGAGUGGGUUUAUGCCAGGAGCCCUGAAGUCGUCCAGCGCUAUGCCCUGCCCGUGCUCUGGUCCUUCCUGGACAACAAAGCGCUGCCUGUCCGCAGUGCCAACAUCCGCACUGUGGCCACCAAGCUUGCCCUGGCCCUCUACGAGGCGAUGGGCAACAAGCUGAAGAAAUGUGCAGCCAGCAAGCCUCCACACAUGCGGGAGAACCUCUCCAACAUUUUGUACUGGUGAAGGCAGGAUGUUCUCCAGGAAGAUGACCAAGUGCUGAGUUGGACACCUCCAGAUUUGACUUCUUAGCUGUGCCAAAAAUGACAAAACACUAAGGAAGGGUGUGCAUCGGCCCCCGCUCUCUCCAUCGCCCUUCCUAGUCAUGACAUGGGGGGCCUGAAGAAACUCCAGACUGAAGACAAGGUGAAGGCUGAGCAUGGAUCAGCCUCACACAGAGACCUGACUGGCUAUCCUCUUACCAAGAGGUUUUUUCUGGACACUUCUGAUUGUCUCUUACCCGCAAAGUCCUUGCUUCCCAUCCAGAAGAGCGCUCAUCCCUCCAAGCUCAGGAAGAAGCUGCCGCCUGCCUGAAGAGUAGUUGAAGAAUAGGAUUUAUGCAUUAGUCUUCAUAGAUACAGAUAUACAUAUGUUCUGAUAUUUAGAUGUAGUUUUGAUUAAAUGUAUUUUGAUUGUAUCUUGAAAUUUUAUGACAUAUUUUUAAGUGUAUAUAUUUUAGUUUUAUGAUUAAAAAAAAGGUAAAUAAAUAAAUAAACUUUAAAUAAGCCAA